Messenger RNA from Gavia stellata (red-throated loon), 465 nucleotides. Its product is annotated as riboflavin kinase. Gene Ontology annotation, cellular component: mitochondrion. Gene Ontology annotation, molecular function: riboflavin kinase activity. Gene Ontology annotation, biological process: FMN biosynthetic process; riboflavin biosynthetic process. The transcript is spliced from 4 exons. The record is from RefSeq and is a predicted model, not a curated record. Lineage: Eukaryota; Metazoa; Chordata; Aves; Gaviiformes; Gaviidae. Bases 1 to 465 code for a protein of 154 amino acids.
AUGAGGCACCUGCCCUACUUCUGCCGCGGGGAGGUGGUGAAGGGCUUCGGCAGAGGCUCCAAGGAGCUGGGCAUCCCCACCGCUAACUUUUCUGAGCAAGUAGUCGAAAGCUUUCCAUCCGAUAUCUCUACUGGUAUAUACUAUGGAUGGGCCUGUGUUGGAAAUGGAGAUGUGCAUAAAAUGGUUUUGAGCAUAGGAUGGAAUCCUUUCUAUAAGAAUAUUAAGAAAUCAGUGGAAACACACAUUAUUCACGCUUUCAGAGACGACUUUUAUGGAGAGAUUCUUAGUGUAGUCAUUAUUGGAUAUAUUCGAUCAGAAAAAAGCUUCAGUUCUUUAGAAGCGCUCAUUUCAGCAAUUCAAGAAGACAUUGAAGAGGCAAAAAGACAGCUAGAUUUACCAGAACAUCUUAAACUCAAAGAGGACAACUUCUUUCAUCUGCCAGAAGGCAAAACAGUAAACCAUUAA